AUUCAUUUGAGCUAGAAGUUGUUCUGAUCCAGAGUAGUUUUUUUAAUAUUCACCUAGCAAGACACAGCUUCGCCAUCCAUUCAGGAUGUCGAAAACCAGUCAAUCAACGUAUAGUUUCUCAACCAGUGCGAAAACCAGCGGUGGUGGAGGUUUCAUGAGCAAAACACCGCUGAUCGGUACAUCGUCACCAUUAUCAUCGUCAACGUCAUCGUCAAAGUCGAAGAAGGACAAAGAACCCAUCAUCAAAAAUGUGGAUAUGACCGAAGACAUGCAAGAACGGGCCCUCGACCUCGGAAUGGAAGCCUAUGAGAAGUUCAACACUGAGAAGGAUCGCGGUGCCUACAUCAAAAAGGCUUUCGACGUCGAGUUCGACACCACGUGGCACGUCGUGGUCGGAAAGCAUUUCGCCAGUUUCGUCACGCACGAAUCGAAGUGUUUCAUCUAUUUCUACAUCGGUCCGAUGGCCUUCUUGAUCUGGAAGUCAGGUUGAGUAGUUUUCGUCCAUCCGUUGCCAGAUGUUUGUCCUGUAUGUAUUUAAAACUUCGGACUAUCUUUCGACCCGGUAUAGUAUAGUUCUUGUACCAUCUGCAUCUUUUUAAAAUCUUAUUUGUUUUUAGAGACAA
This is a messenger RNA of Strongylocentrotus purpuratus (purple sea urchin), 623 nucleotides long. Its product is annotated as dynein light chain 2, cytoplasmic. Gene Ontology annotation, biological process: microtubule-based process; cilium assembly. Gene Ontology annotation, cellular component: cytoplasmic dynein complex. Gene Ontology annotation, molecular function: dynein intermediate chain binding; dynein light intermediate chain binding. The transcript is spliced from 3 exons. Lineage: Eukaryota; Metazoa; Echinodermata; Echinoidea; Camarodonta; Strongylocentrotidae. The record is from RefSeq and is a predicted model, not a curated record. Bases 86 to 490 code for a protein of 134 amino acids.